Cuscuta epithymum is the source of this 1486-nucleotide messenger RNA. Lineage: Eukaryota; Viridiplantae; Streptophyta; Magnoliopsida; Solanales; Convolvulaceae. The record is from the annotation of a GenBank genome assembly.
UUUCCAUCUAUUUAGCACAUCCCAGGCGUCCAUAUUACAAUCUGAGAGAAAUCGGGAGGGGCAGUCGGCGUAAUUUGGAGUCGAACAGAGUGCUAAUUCCAGACCCCUCACAACAGACUCAACAUACACACUCGUGCAAUAUUAUUAUAUUAUUAUUAUGUAUAUAUCCACGAAACGGUUAGAAGAAUUAUCAAUUAUGUUCCCGCUUACUUCCCUUCAGUUUAUACAUGAUUAGCUGUCUCAUUUGCUCUUCACCAGAAUAUUUCUGGCUUACUCUUCCCUCUCCCGCCAGCUGCAAAUCAUCACCUCGUUUUCCUCCGCGCAGUCAUCGCCAUCAUCGAGUUUUUCCGGCUUACUCUUCCCUCUCCCGCCAGCUGCAUUGAAUCAUCACCCCGUUUUCCUCCGCAGCGUCAUCGCCAUCAUCGCUCUGUUCACUUAACCAGCUUAGUCUCAGCAACUCAACUUGAACCUUCAUCAAUUGUAUAGCUAUGCAAACUUUAUUCAUUUCCCCUUCGUAUGCCCUCAACCUUAAGCCUGCAUCCGCCAUCCGUGUCCUACACAGGACUUCGUAUGCCCCAUUGUUCCAUCCCUGGAAGAACCAGUCUAUCGUCCAAACAAAAGCCUCCAGUCAAGGUGGUGGUGAUGCUGACGCUGAUAAAAAGAAAAUUGGUUCUUUUGACCCUAAUUCUAUAUCUAUAGACCCUAAUACAAUGACAAAGGGGUCACUUCUGUAUGGUACCAUCUUUUACCUGCACCACGGCAGGAUUGUGCUAAACAAAAUUGGUCUUUCAAACAACAUUUCAUUUGCUGUUCUUCUUGCCUCAUCCAUGCUCUUUACUGUCUCUUUCCUGUUUUUUUUAUCCACAAGAGAAAAGAAGGACAGUAAUGCAAUAGCAUCCGAUACUGCCAAAUGUGUGGCUACACUCAAAGGGGUGAGGAAAGUUAUAGAAGCUCUAAUUGACUUCCAUGAGCAAGCGGAAUCCUUAAUAAGCAAAAGAUAUUGCUUGAUGGCCUAUGCAGCCUAUGCUAUCUUCUUUUGUUUGUUAUUAAAGUUCUACAAGCCAGCCCCUAACCCAGCCCCUAACCCAGCCCCUAACCCAUCCCCAAACCCAGCCCCGGCCCCCGGCCCCGGCCCCACCCCAGCUCCAGCUCCAGAAAACACAUGAGGGAAAUGAAGCAAAUCUUGAAGCUGAAGACUUAUGUUGUAGACUUGAGCUGCUUUUUUUUAGCUUUGGACAUUAAUGAUGAGACAUGGUUUAAAUUUAGAGUUUUAUCUUGGAGACUUGAUGAUAGAAAAAAAAUCUUGGAGACUUGUGGAUUUUUAUAAUAUUUCACCUCCAGAGUACUUGAUCGCAGCUAUGGGGCUAUUACUUUUUUCCUUUAAAUGCUGGGAAAUGGGAACAUUAAAAAGCAUUUUGAUGAUAUGUAUGAACACUCUUUCUUGACCACUCAUUGUUUAGUUACCAGACAAUAUGUUACAAAUAUG